Lathyrus oleraceus (garden pea) is the source of this 1232-nucleotide messenger RNA. RefSeq names its product alternative oxidase 3, mitochondrial. Gene Ontology annotation, molecular function: alternative oxidase activity. Lineage: Eukaryota; Viridiplantae; Streptophyta; Magnoliopsida; Fabales; Fabaceae. The record is from RefSeq and is a predicted model, not a curated record. Gene Ontology annotation, biological process: alternative respiration. Gene Ontology annotation, cellular component: mitochondrion. Bases 154 to 1122 code for a protein of 322 amino acids. The transcript is spliced from 4 exons.
AGUCACCACAUAUUGGUGAAGCCUUCUUCGACCUUUCUUCUUUGCUUCACCUUGUAGCAAAUACAAAAUCAAAUACGAAAACUAUAUAACUAUAAAUUAAUCUCCAAUACUGAGCUAUUCUUUCAUAAAAAAAAACACUAAAAAAUAUUCAUCAUGAAACACUUUUUAGUAAGGUCAACAACACAAGCUCUGCUCCGCAGAAGUCGGAACUUCUCCACUGCAGCGAUCGCUCAGCCGAGACACCACCACGGCGGCGGCACGUAUGGAAGCUUCUACUUGCAGAGGAUGUCUACUCUGCCAGAGAAAAAGGAUCAGCAGCCAGAGGAGAACAAGAACGAGACCAACAAUAAGAACAGCAAAGCCGUCGUUUCGAGUUACUGGGGGAUCGCUAGGCCUAAGCUUCUCAAGGAAGAUGGAACUGAGUGGCCAUGGAAUUGUUUCAUGCCAUGGGAAAGUUACAGCUCAGAUGUAUCCAUAGAUGUCACAAAGCAUCAUGUCCCAAAAACAUUUACGGACAAGUUUGCUUUCAGAUCUGUCAAGUUUCUAAGGGUUCUCUCCGAUUUGUAUUUCAAGGAACGCUAUGGUUGCCAUGCAAUGAUGCUGGAAACAAUUGCAGGUGUCCCUGGAAUGGUAGCAGGGAUGCUUUUACACUUGAAAUCUCUGAGAAAAUUUCAACACACUGGUGGUUGGAUCAAAGCGUUACUUGAAGAAGCGGAGAACGAGAGGAUGCAUUUGAUGACAAUGGUUGAGCUUGUGAAACCAAGUUGGCAUGAGAGGCUUUUGGUUAUUACAGCACAAGGUGUUUUCUUCAAUGCAUUCUUUGUGUUUUACAUUCUCUCGCCGAAAACAGCGCAUAGGUUUGUUGGUUAUUUGGAGGAAGAGGCUGUGAUUUCAUAUACACAGCAUUUAAAUGCAAUUGAAAGUGGUAAAGUUGAAAAUGUACCUGCUCCUGCUAUUGCAAUUGAUUAUUGGAGACUUCCUAAGGAUGCAACUCUUAAGGAUGUUAUUACUGUUAUUCGUGCUGAUGAGGCUCAUCAUAGGGAUGUCAAUCACUUUGCUUCUGAUAUUCAUCAUCAAGGAAAGGAAUUGAAAGAGGCUCCAGCUCCUAUUGGCUAUCAUUGAGUCAUUGUUUGUCUAUUUUUUUUCUAUGCUCUAGUCUUUGUCGUCUAAACUUUCAAGUUGUGCCUGAACUGUUCAAUAAAUAAAAUGUAUUUUCAGUGUGCAUUUUUUAA